Oncorhynchus mykiss (rainbow trout) is the source of this 1331-nucleotide messenger RNA. Its product is annotated as endoplasmic reticulum mannosyl-oligosaccharide 1,2-alpha-mannosidase-like. Gene Ontology annotation, biological process: mannose trimming involved in glycoprotein ERAD pathway; carbohydrate metabolic process. The record is from RefSeq and is a predicted model, not a curated record. Gene Ontology annotation, molecular function: mannosyl-oligosaccharide 1,2-alpha-mannosidase activity; calcium ion binding. Lineage: Eukaryota; Metazoa; Chordata; Actinopteri; Salmoniformes; Salmonidae. Gene Ontology annotation, cellular component: endoplasmic reticulum; membrane.
GCCAUGAUCGAGGCGGACCAGGCUACAGAACGCCCACCCUCUGCACAUGAGAAGGAUACAGCUGUGCCCGCUGUACUAAUCAACCCUGAGGACGCUGCCCCACUGGCACGAGUUUGAGGAGGCGAGGAAGUGGGUGGAGACUGAGUUGUUGAUCUCUAAGAAUAUGGACGUUAACCUGUUUGAGAGCACCAUCCGGAUUGUGGGAGUCAUGCUGAGCACCUACCACCUGGCUGGGGAUGAGAUGUUCCUGGAGAAGGCUAAAGAUAUUGGGUUGAGGUUGAUCCCUGCCUUCAAAACCCCCUCCAAGAUCCCCUUCUCUGAUGUGAACAUUGGGAAGGGCACGGCCCACACACCUCGCUGGAUGUCCGACAGCACCCUGGCCGAGGUCACCAGUGUCCAGCUGGAGUUCAGAGAGCUCAGGCGUCUUACCCACGACCCUCAGUGCCAGGAGGUGGUGAAUGAGGUGAUGAGGCUGAUCCAUAAGCUGCCAGGGAAACAUGACGGCCUGGUGACAAUGUUCAUCAACACCAACAGCGGCUUGUUCAGCCACAAAGCAGAGUUCACCCUGGGGGCCUGGGCAGACAGCUACUACGAGUACCUGCUCAAACAGUGGAUACAGAGAGGCAAGACUGAACCAGAGUUAGCACCUUUCUAUUCUGUUUGCAAAUUCCUGGAUAUCCUGGUUGGAGGAUUCCAGAUUUCUUGCUUAUUCCCUUGAUUUCUUAAACCUGGGAGUUAAAGAAAUGUUGCAUUCUACUGUAUAUUUGGUUCAAUCAGAUCACAUUCGCGUUGAGGAGACUUGUCUUGCAGCAUUACAGAUAAACUAAUAGAGAUGUAUGGGUGUGUUAUGCUCAGUCUGUUGGAGGACUACCUAGAGACAGUGGAGGGGGUAAAGAAGCACCUCCCGAGAACCACGGGCCCCAGCAAGCUGACCACAACCGCUUCAACACUAAAAUGCCUGCAGACAGACACAACUUUCUGAGACCAGAAAUAGUGGAGAGUCUGUUCUACCUGUACAGAUUCACUCAGGAAACUAAAUACAGAGACUGGGACUGGGACAUUCUAGAGAGCUUCAACAGAUACACCAGGGUGAGUCCAAUGUCUUACGCCAGAUAGCACAACAGUUCUCUCUGGACUGAUCUGUCUGAUAACUUGCAAACUUUUAUUGGAUAGAUCAAAAGUCAUUUGGCAACAAUAUGCUGCAUAACAUUAGAAAAUGUUACUAAAGUGACUUUGUCUAACAAACCCCCUGACAGUCAGAAUUUAUCUUAACAAAACUAUAAACCUGUAGGCAAUUUUUACGUUUUCUUAACUACCAAAUUCUACAUCAA